Messenger RNA from Esox lucius (northern pike), 5582 nucleotides. It is a transcript of the gene fam222bb, whose product is annotated as family with sequence similarity 222 member Bb. The record is from RefSeq and is a predicted model, not a curated record. The transcript is spliced from 3 exons. NCBI's taxonomy places the organism in Eukaryota, Metazoa, Chordata, Actinopteri, Esociformes, Esocidae. Bases 189 to 2429 code for a protein of 746 amino acids.
AGUUGCUGCCGCAGAAAGCAAGCAGUACUGAACAAAUAGCAGUAAGAGCGAGCUACCAACGUAACCAAAAUAUCAAUGUAAGAUCAUCUCGCAAAAACGAUGUUUUCGCAAAUGCCCCUCUCUUGAUUUCUUUUGACUUGCACAUGGUGAGGAGAGCAUUUCCCAUGUUGCAUUAGUGGAAGAGUGACAUGCUGGCCUGUCUGCCAGCAUCAUCAGGUGACCCUACCACCCGACUUCUCUCCCACAGGCAGAUGAACACUGGACUUCAGAAAUGGGAAACUACACAGAAGAUGAAAUCUGCCAACUAUCCAACCCCAGCGGAAUUGGAUGCCUAUGCUAAAAAAGUUGCCAACAAACCACUAACCAUCAAGAUCUUUCCUAACAGCGUCAAAGUUCCUCAGAGGAAGCACAUCCGCCGCACAGUGAACGGGCUUGACACGUCCAUUUCUAGCCAGCGCCACAGCCCGUACCCAUCUCAGGUCAGCAGCGCCAGAGCAGGCCUUCUGGCCGUACUCCGUACAGCACCCGGUAAAGGUGUCCUCAAAGACGCAGACGGCAGCCGAGCCCGUCUGCUCCCCAAAGCAGCCAUGAACCCCCACAGUGGGCCUUAUGUCGCUCAGAGCACUUUAAACCUCCCCCAGCCCGUCACCCACCUCCAGGGCAUAUCUCAAACCCAGUCCCAGGCCUUGGCCCAGAAGCAGGUCCACUCACACCCACAGCAGGCUCUACAGCAGCAGGCUCUACAGCAGCAGCCAAACAUGGCUCAUCCCUUGACUUUGAGCAUGCCUCACCCUCAAACUUUACCACAACGGAACAUGGCCCACACUCAAAUUUUACAGCGGCAACAGCAGAAUCUGGUGCACCCGCAGAUUUUGCAGCGUCAGCAGAGUUUGCCUCACACGCAGACUUUACAGCAGCAGCAGAAUCAAACUCGGCCACAAACUGUACAGCAGCACAUUCUUCAUCCUCCGACGCUACAGCACCAGGCUGUUCCCCACCAACAAGCCUUACUGCAGCAGCAACAGGCCCAAGGUCUCCGCCGCCUGGCUGAGGUUGCCCAGGCCCAUCCUCCACCUAGUCUGCAACGUUCCCAGGCCCUGCAACACCCGCAGUGUCUGCAGGCGCCCAUAUCGCAGCCUCAACCCCGGGGCGUUCGACCCCUGCCUGACGUCGCCCAGGCCCAGCCGCCCAGUUUGCAACACUUUCAGCCCCCUAGCCUGCAGCACUCCCAGGGCCUUCCCUCGUCUCAGCCCCUCCCCUCCGGUGCAGGCCCGGUCCCUCCCCCUGCCCCCGGUGCCCUGCAGCAGCCCCAGCCGGGCCAAGGACCCCCAUAUGGCCCCCGGAAGCUGCCUGAUGCAGACGCGCCCCCAAACGUAACCGUAUCUACCUCCACCAUCCCACUGUCCAUGGCAGCAGGCCUGCAUCAUAACCGGCCAGGCACCGACCUGAGCAGCAUUGUGCACCAAAUCAACCAGUUCUGCCAGGCUCGGGCCGGCAUGGGCUCCACCUCGGUGUGCGAGGGCCAGAUCGCCAACCCCAGCCCCAUCAGCCGUAACCUCCUCAUCAAUGCCAGCUCCAGGGUUAACACGCCGCACAACCUCGGCCCCCUUCCCUCCUGCCUGCUGGGCCCUGCAGAGAAGGCCCCGGGGGGGGGCCAGGGCCAUGCCGGCGCUGGUGGCCUACAGCCCAACAUGGCUGCCGCGAACAGGAUGCCGCCUGCUUUCCAUACUGACAUGAAGCAGCAACAACUGCAGCAGCAGUUACAACAGGUUCAACAGCAGCAACAUCAGUUACAGCAGCAACAUCAGCUCCAGCAGCUUCAGCAGCAGCACUCCUGGAACCAGCACCAGCUGGCUCACAUGCAUAGCAUGCCAGAAGGAGCCCACCCCUGCAAGAACCCCAGGAGAGAAGCCCCCUCUGGGCCUGGCUUUCCUGCCAAGAACCUCAGCUACUCCCAUGAGCUACUGGCGUCCCAGGCGCAACCCUUCCCCCUUAAACACCUGUCAGACAAGACGACCCCCUCACCCCCGGUCAACGGCCCUCUGGCCAACAACAUGUCUGGCUACACCAACGGGCGCUACUUACAGGCUCCGUGGGGCAGCGUCCUACCAGGGGCCAACAGUGACAGUGUCGGGCCUCAGGACCUGCCCAUGACUUUCCAGGGGGGCCCGUCAGGGGCCUCGCUAGACUGCAGCGCCCCUGGAGCACAGUACCGACCGGGGGCCAGACCCGGGGCUCCCGGUCAGGGUCCGACCAACCCGAUGCAGCAGAACGUGUCUGAUUACCUAGCUGGGGAGUUCCAGGCAUUCCAGCAGAACCCCGGAGCCAUGGGGAAGAUGCACAGACCCCCCAUGGGCAGAGCUCCGGCCCAGGGCCCAGAGCUAGGCAAUGGUAGAAAUAUCCACGCCCACCACCUAGGAUAUAGAUAGCAAACAAGUCCUAACCUCAUCAGUUGUUAUGGUUGGUAAAUUAUUCAAGGUUACAUUCAGGUGUCCCUGUGUUAAGAAACCUGGCAAGGGAUCAUUUGAAUGUUCUUCAGUUAUUGGCUCCUGCUCUGAAUGUUCAAUCGCUGACUUAUCUGUGUUUUGAAAAGGGUUGUCGAUGCCUAAGAAAGGUAUAUGUUAAACCUUUGUGCCAGAUGACCAGAGGUAGAUUGUAUUCCAUUGAUGAGUAAUACUUUCUCAUACCACCACGUGGGGAUCUGCUGCUUGUAGUAUUUUCUGUGAUACACUUGUGAUCUAGGUAUAGAACCCAGUAGGACUACUUCCUGUCCUGAUGAUGAUAAGCGCCAUAAUUUUGCCCUAGUUGUGACCAACCAUCUUAGCAACAUUACUGACCCAAUACUGCACAUGCUGCGGCUGAACGUGGGGUCAUCUUUCCUUUCCAAUGUUUACAUUUACAAUUAUGCAUCUAAGAAUUCCAUGUACUGUAGACGCGUCCCCCCCGUUGUCAAUACAUCCAAUGAGACUGUUGAUUUGCUGAAGGGGUAUUUUUGUAUGGUAAUAGGAAUCAUGUCCUCAUCUUGGACUGAGUAUAUUGUUACUUCAGUCUUUCCCCAUAUACAAUAAGGUAAUGAAUGAUACAGCCAUUUGUCCUGUCCUCUCAUCGGUGUGGUAAUACCUUCCGAGUCACUGCUCUGGAAGUGCGAUUUUGUUUUAAAUGCCUGGUGUAAUUUGUUAAUUUAAUGAUCACUACUUGAAUUUUACUGGUGAGGUUUUCAUUUUGAGAACAAAAAAAAUCUAAAUCGUAUGCUAAACAUUUACAAAUCACUUUUUUUGGAAAAACAUUACAUGUCUAACUAUGUGAAAUAGAAUCAAUCCCCUGACCUUAAAAGGAACGGUCUUAAUGUGCAAUGACCGAGUUGAUCACUUGCAAGGGGACAAGUACAGCUGAACAUACCUGAGGAGGAAUAAAGGCUAUUUUCUUCUCAUAAGACACUGGUUUCACCACUAUACUACUGUAAACAAGUGAAUACAUUCCUCGUGGGUAUUUGCCUGUAUGUGUCAGUUGUGGUAAGCUGAUUUUUCAUUAGCUAGCCCAAUGCUGCAUUUGUAACCAUGUCGGAGGUGGGAAUUUACUAUUUCACGUUGUGAUUAACAGUAUGGUUUGACUGUCCUUGAGAACCUCCAGUUGGCCAACAAGCUGUCCAUUAACUGUAGGUACAGCUAUCCUUUUUGUAAGAACAUUACAGUUAAAAACAUAGCUUUUUGUAAAUUAUAUUUUGUUACAUUUAACUGUUGAAAAUACUGUUAUCGGGUUAAUUUCCUUAGAGGUCAGCAUGUUGUGGAAGUCUGAGGUUGUGCGUGACUGCCAGUGGACUUUUCCUUGUCAGGUGGAAAAUUCUGACUUCCCACCUGGUUACAAAUGCUCCAUAACACUGUGUAUUCUCUGUACUACCUAGAAAGGAGAACUGGGAUUCAGUCCAGUUCUUUUUUUAAAUGCAGGUUGCAAACUCAUGCUCUAAAUGGGUCUAGCCAUAGAAAUAUAAUUGUUUAAUUAUUUAUAUGGGUCUAGCAUGCUGUGUUGAGUCCAUGUUCUCAUCUGUUUAGCUGGGGUAACGGCAAACUCCUGUAAGGGUAGAUUUAUGGCCUGUCCUCCCUGAUAACCCUUGAAAAUAAAGCCUUAAAUGUUAUUUUAGUUACCCUCUAUACCUUAAAUGUUGUAUGACUACACAAUGCCAGAUUUCUUUUAAAACAGUGCAUUGUGUAAAAUCCUCCUAUAUCAAAACUAGUUGUUAUACUAGCAAUCGUUUCUGCAUACAGUGGCAUGAGAAAAUAUUGAUAGUGAUAAAUAGUAAUUAUACAAUUGCAUACUUAUACCAAUACAGUUGUUCAAAUAAGUGUUUUAUUAACUUUAAGAUGUUAGGGUUCAAUCAUGUGAGAAUAAAGGUGCUGAGGCUUCUUGAAUGGUUUAUGAAUUUGCAAACAAAUUGGGACCGGCAUUAUACCAUCCUUCCAUACAAAAUCCUUCCAAAUGAAAACGUCCUGUUACUGGAUAACAUUCAUAAUGCCAUUUACCCAUCUUGUGGUUUUAUGCCAUCAUGCACUUAACAGCUAUACAAUGAUUAUAUUGCCAAGAACCUGGUUUCCUCUUUCAGGAUAUUUACACUUGGCCACAGAGUUCUAACAGCAGGGCAUUUGUGCACAUCAAAAUACAUUAAAAAGAAGAAGUUGGCCAUCUGUAUCUCAACUUAAUACCAGUUGCAGGCUUGUGAUUUGAAUUGAAGAGGACAGUGAAUAAUCACAGGAAAAGGUAUCAUGGAUAUCUGGAAGGAUUCUGUGUGGGAAAAUGGUCUAAGAUAAUGUCACUAUUCUGCAACUUAUAAAACCUCAGAAAAAGGAAAAGUGCUUGAAUUUUCACAUGGUUAAGUAAUCAAAACGGAAGAAUUAAAAACAUUAACAAAAGCUCCUUAUCUGAACAAUUGUAUUAGUAUAAAAAAAUGUUCAGCGUUAAAUAUAUCUCUCUAUGUAUUGUAUUUUAUACAGUAAUUAAAAUGCUGUUAGAUUUAAUACUUUCUCACCUCACUGUAAGUUUUAAUUUAAAGUCACUGUUAAAUUGCUAAGAAAAACACCUACUAGAAAGUAUGGAUAGAAUUUAGCAAUGGUUUGUGUAGCACUGGGCUGUAACAAUGGUCUUCAGACUGUUUUAUUUGUUGUUUUUACUUGAUGAGUAGCUUAAUUUAGUUCUUAGCUAAUUUAUUUCCUUGAGCGCUGCAUCCUGAAGCCAUAGGUUUUUCCUCAUAGGUGCCAUAAGUAAAGCACAUCAUCAAACACAAAACAAUGCAAACUGACAUCUCACAACUAGCUGCAUUCAAUAAGAGAUGGAAAGGUUAAGUCAUAGAAGUAAAUCUAUUUCCAUGGUAGCCUUAAUGUUAUGGAUUAAGCUUUCCUCCCUGAGGGCAGUAGCUGGAUUCUGUUGUUUGGCUGUUACUCCUGUUGUGUCCCUGAUGUGCCUGGCCCUUGAAGCUGCUAUUGAAUUCCAGUCAAAACACACAAUAGUGUGAUUCUUGUGUGCGUGUGUGUGUGUGUGUAUAUAUAGUAAUGAUGUAUGGGUUGUACUAUUAGAAUAAAAGUUCCUAUUUA